AGGGAAGGGGCGAGAAGAGCGUGGCAGGGAGCCGAGCCGAGCCGAGCGUCCCCCAGGCGGUGAAGCCGGACAGAGCCGGGGCUGGGAGGCCGGCCGGCCGGCGAGGGAGGCGUCGUCGGCGUCUCGGCCGCCCUCCAGGGGGGUCCCCUCCGCUUGGCCUCGGCUGAACCCCUCGGCAGUCCCCGCGGGUGCCAGCAGGGGCCGGGCCGGCUGGGCCGGGCCUCGGUGGGGCGGCGACCGGCGCUCCUCCUCCUCCGCCUCCUGCUCCCGAGGGGGGUUGCGCUGCUUCGGCGUCGGGAAAUUCCUCCUCUCGCUCGCCUCUCUCCCCUCGCCGAGGCCGAACGGGCGACCCGCGACCAUGAUGUCGGGCCAGUCGAUCACCGACCGGAUCACGGCGGCGCAGCACAGUGUCACCGGCUCGGCCAUCGCCAAAGCCGUCUGCAAGGCCACCACCCACGAAGUCAUGGGCCCCAAGAAGAAGCACCUCGACUAUCUCAUUCAGUGCACAAAUGAGAUGAAUGUGAAUAUUCCACAGUUGGCAGACACCCUUUUUGAGAGGACGGCCAACAGUAGCUGGGUUGUAGUGUUCAAAGCUCUAAUUACAACACACCACCUCAUGAUGUAUGGAAAUGAGCGCUUUAUCCAGUACUUAGCAUCUCGAAAUACACUGUUUAAUCUAAACAACUAUUUGGAUAAAAGUGCCAUGCAGGGCUAUGAUAUGUCUACCUUCAUCAGACGAUACAGCAGAUACUUGAAUGAAAAAGCACUUUCUUACAGACUUGUAGCAGUUGACUUCACCAAAAUGAAACGAGGGAUUGAUGGCGUAAUGAGAACAAUGAAUACUGAAAAACUUCUGAAAACCCUUCCAAUUAUUCAGAAUCAACUUGAUGCACUUCUUGAUUUUGAUGCAAACCCAAAUGAACUAACAAAUGGUGUAAUAAAUGCUGCCUUCAUGCUCCUCUUUAAGGAUUCCAUUAGGCUGUUUGCUGCCUACAAUGAGGGGAUUAUUAACCUGUUAGAAAAGUAUUUUGAUAUGAAGAAGAACCAGUGCAAAGAAGGUCUGGAUAUUUACAAAAAAUUCUUAGCCAGAAUGACCAAAUUGUCAGAAUUCCUCAAAGUGGCAGAGCAAGUUGGAAUUGAUCAGGGUGACAUUCCAGAUCUUACUCAGGCUCCCAGUAGUCUGCUUGAAGCGUUGGAGCAGCACCUGGCUUCUCUGGAAGGAAAGAAGACAAAGGAGGUUUCGGCUGCUAGCAGAGCAAGCACGCUGUCUAGUGCUGUUUCUACACUUGCCAAUACUGGAAUGUCCUUCAGCAGAAUGGAUGAGAGAGAGAAACAGCAGGCGCUGGAGGAAGAGCAAGCUCGACUGCAAGCGCUGAAGGAACAACGGCUGAGAGAGAUUUCUGUGGUCUCAAAUUCUACGUCUACAUCUGCCUCUCCAAGCACUUUAUCAGGGAAGAGUGUGAAUACCAAUGCUGCUGUUGACCUCUUUGCAACACCUGCACCAACCACCAAUAGCAUGCCCAACCUUUCUACUGAUCUCUUUGACCUUCAACCUGCAUUUGUUCCGACUGUACAGAGUACUCCAGCCAUAGCGACUUCGGCAAGCAGUGCCUGGGGAGGACCUUUCUCGUCCACAAAUGGUUGUGUUGGGUCUCCCCCCCACCUGGACCUCUUUGAUAUGAAGCCUGUUGAAGAAGCUGUAAAAAGUACCACCCCUUUUGUGACAUCCACCUUAAACUCCAAACAAACAGUGGAACUGUUUAGUGGAUAUCCUCUUCAUUCAGCAUCCCAAAAAACUGCCUCUUCAACAAUCAAUGUGGACUUUGAUGCUGUGUUUGGUGGAAAGUCAGCAGUACAUGAGUUCAGAACAGCAACGGAUGAAGUAUUACAACCAAGUGUACCAACACAAAGUCAAAGGGGAACUUUAGUUGGUCAACAAAGUGGAAAGAUUUUGGCCAAUGACCUUGAUUCUUCACUUGCCAAUCUAGUAGGAAAUCUUGGCUUUGGAGGAACGCCAUCCAAAAAAUCUGACAUGCAGUGGAGUCAGCCUACAGAGAAGAGACUUACUGGUGGAACCAACUGGCAAGCAAAAACGAGCACCUCAACCACAUGGAACCCAGUCCCUGCUCCCCCUGCUCCACAGAUGGUACCUGCUCCUGUAACCUACCCAGUGAAUACACCUCAAGUGCCUGCGUAUGGAAUGGUACCUACUCAGAUUGGAGCUACUCCUAUUAUGGCACCGCAGCCGAUGAUUUAUACCCAGACAGGUCUAAGACCAACCAAUCCCUUUGCACCUAUCUCUGGAACACAGAUACAGUUUAUGUAGACCCGCCAAAGCAGCAAGACACUUUGUCAACCAAAUAUUGGUAGAAAGAAGACAGAACUUUAAACUGCAGUCUUCACCAGGGCACAUACCUGCUCCCCAUACAAUAUAAAUUACAUGGAAUUGCUGUGCUGUAGAGAUUCUUCUUAUAACAGUCGCUAUGGUAUGAAAUCAUGUUUGGUUUUGAACUGCACAAGACUGUUUUCAGUGGAAAACUGAAGUAUUUUGAAGCUGAAGGUCAGCAAAGUGUAAAAAAAAGUCCUGACUUUCCCUUAUUGAAGAGGAGAAGUUUACUUAGGAUUCCUUUGCAGCCUUUUUCAUUCAGCAAGUAGAUAGCUCAUAGUAAGCUUAAAGGAGGGUGUAAUGCUUCUUAUUUAUUUAUUUUUCUCCCUGAACUCUAUUGCUGAUGUAAUCAUGACACCACUUAAAUGAAGUUGAGCAAUAAAUCUUUCAGAUACUCGAGCAGUACCUGAUACAAUAACUACUCUUGCAUUAUCAUAGAUGCCAAUAUCCUACGAAAUCUGAACUGCUUUCCCCUCCCCUCAUACUAGGCAAGCUUCUUCUAAUUCACAAGUUGUACUGUGAGUUUUCAAUGCUGUGAAUCUACUUAACUAGAUGUAGGCUGCUGGCAGGAAACUAGUCCCCCGACAUGGCAAGAGAGUCUUCUCAGGCCAAGUGACAGAGCUACUUGGUGUCUGACUCUGCUCUGAGGACAGUCAUACAUUUCAAAGCGAGUGCAGGGCCAGUGUGGAUGGCAUUUAGCUGCAUUUCCUCACACUGCCUGUCUGUACAGAUAGCAGGAUCAUUCCUGACUCUAGCAAGAGAUGCCUCGUGUUCCAGAAAAAGUCCACAUGCAGCCAGCCACAGUGAGUUUGGCGAGCUUGCUGCCCAUCACUUAAGAUGUACGAUAUCAGCAUUUUCUUUGUUCGUAGUUUCUCAGUUACAGUGCUGCACUUUAAGAACUGGAAAACAUAUUCCUGAAAUCUUCCCCCCCUUUGUGCAUAGCGUAAGGUCCUUGUUAUGGAACAAAAGGAAAAAAAGCCCAUUCACUACAUAAAAGGAACUUAGCAAGGGUCUGGGUGCAUAUGUAAAUAUUUAUAAAUCUUUAAAAUACAAAAUUUCACAGCUGCAGACUCCCCCCCCCCAUUGUAACAUGUAUAAAAUGCAAAUAUGAGACUGCUUAAGAAAUUUAGCUCAUUUUUUCCUUUAAACUCAAACUCUUCUCCUUGAAGACGCACACCGUCUUUUUGCAAUAUAGGAGAGCGCACAGUAGAUGGAGCUGAUGCAGCAGGACAGUCCGUGAUUUUCAAAACCCCCAAAUUUAAUACAAGGAUUAUUUAAAUUACACUGUCGUUUGACACAUGCAGUUCAGGACACACACAGAGGGAGGACUGAAAGAAAUGGAGAAAGCGUUGAGCUUUCAGUGGAAGCAAGGUCCCGCGUCUUACCAAAACCCACUUCUUUCCCCUUCAUAUCCCCGUAAUGAUUUAUUUUCUGAUCUUGAAACUCACUGUAGUCCCAAUGACAGCAAGAAGGUCCUGCAUCGAUGCCAACGUGGCUGUCUUCCUGAAGCUGGAUGCUUUCAUCAGUAAAAAUAUCCUCUUUUGAAAUGUAGUGCUUAUGUUUGAUUUUCCAAAUGUUUGCCAAGGUACAGCCCAUGCACUUUGGAAAUGGGCUCAUAGCAGUAAAAAGUACUUUGUGAAUCGGGCUGUGUCAAAUUCAAAAAAAUAAUUAUUUUCUCUCAAAGUGUCUUUUUGUGUUUGUUGAUAUUGUGCCAAGAAUGUAAAAAAAAAAAAUGCUUGCUUCAAAAGGAUAUACUUGUUUUGUCAAACUAAACAUGAUUUUUUAAAAAGAAUCAUUUUUUACAUAUGUGUUUGGAAUUUGUAACCACUAACUUUGUAUGAAUUAAAUGUUGCAAGUGGAAAAAACGUUUUAGACCAAAAUCUUGGACAUGUACUGGCAAAGACAUAAACUGGAUGCAUGUAUAGUAAUUAAAUGUGGAAAAGUGAAUUUUAAAGGGCUUAUGGCUUUAAAUGUAUUCUUCAGGUUUGUCCCAAACCAAUAUCUAUUGCAGCCCUUACAAGCUGGAGCAACUGAUUUACAGGCCUUGUUUUAGUGGAUAUUUAGUCAAUUAAUUCAACUAAUCCUCAUUUAAGAUUAUAUAAUCUCUCUUCCAACCAACUUUCAGUCUUUGAUCCAGUUUAAACCAGUACAUGUGUUAAAUAACAUGCAUUUUAUUAUAACCAACUAGAAGUGUUUGUUCUUGGAAACUGUGACCAUGUGACAUUUGGGACUGUAAAAUAAGCAGAGUUUGUUUAACCCCCUGAGAUCAGUUUCUAGUCAUACUCUUUAAUUACACUUAAUUUAUUCUGUUUGCUGGCUGCAGCCCUACUGUGGGGAAUUGCAUGGGAAAGCCACCUUCGAAGGAGAGCAGCUUUGACUCUUCAAAUGAAAUUUCUUUUAUUUAUAUUAUUAAUACAAUGUUAUCCUCAAUUAUGUAAUUUUGUAAAAUCAAAUCCAAUGCAUAUUAAUCAUAAUGCUUCACAUCUAAGUAAUGCAUAUACCCUCCUCUUUUAAUAUAUUUUAAUAUGUGAAUAUCUAGAUAUGAAGACCAUUUUUUCUAUAUAAUUUCUUGGUGACCUGCACUAAUAAUGCUCAGAUUUCUGGAGAAUUUCUAAAUCUGCCUUUCUUUCAAAUCAUUUCACUGUGUAAUGGCUUACACAUUAAAGAGUGAUCUGUUUCCAUAGCAUACAAGUAACACUUGCUCCGUGAUCUCCUAAUGCAAAUUGCUGAAGGUGUAAGUUGUUUUUUAAAUGGCCAUAAAAGUGUCCAGUAGACCUUAUGAAUGACCUCAAUAUUCUAUUGUGGAAGAAUAGAGUAGCUUCCAUAUUCCAUUCUAAACUUAGUAGGUUUAAAUUUGGAGCUCGAAUCUCCUAACCAAGGAGUUAGAUUGUUUAACAUAUGGACAUUCUCUAAGCAAUAUUUGGUUUAUUCAGUUUAACAGUGACACUUGGUCCAAUGAUAUAGGUCAGUAGGUGCACCAACUGUAAAUAUUACCAUUGAAACUCUGGAGCAAAUACGUAUCUAGCCUGUAAUUCUCUAUGUGAUAUUUAACAGUCUUGCUCCUUUCUCAGAUACAGAGAGUGGAGAAAGCUCCAGUUUUUACAGCCACCUGUUGAAUCCCAGAGAACUGUCUCAAUUGUUCUCAGCCCUGUGCCCCCAACUAUUUAGAUGGGCACAAUGGGGAAUAGCAUUGUGAGGCUAGAGGAGACAGGAUCGUGGCAGAGCAGCAUCUAAUAGUGGCUGGUAGGACCCUCCGUCAGAAUGGGGCCAGGAACUGUGUCAGCAGAGCAAUUUGACUUAUAAGUAUGGAGCCAGCUUGUCUCCCUAGAGGUGGACGUAGCAUGCAGUUCCUGGAUGCAGGAAUGCAGCAACCGUUUUUAUAGCUGACCCAGCAGAUAGAUAGAUAGUCACUGUUAACUUUAUUGGAAAUGCAUUUGGAGUGGCUGCGGCUGGAAUUAUGUGUGUAUUGUUCUUGCCGAAAAUGAAUGAGUACAAGUCACUGUGCUCCAUUCAACUUCCAGUUGGCUAAAGGUUGUUUACAGUGAUGUUAGUGGAUAUUGUUGAACUGUUGGGAGAUGUUAGAGAGAAAGAAAUAUACAUAUGUAAGUAUGUAUCUCUAAGAUAAAAAGCCAAUAAGAUAUACAUUAUACAUACUUGACAGUUCCUCCCUUCCUGUUCUUUGGGUGUGGAUGUAUUGACAGAUUAAAUUAUAUCCCUGAGUAAGUAGAUGUACUCAUAAAAAGAUGCUGCCCAGUUUACUUCUGCCUUCUGAAAGAUAACAGUUUUGAGUAAUUCUUCCUUUUGUACAUAUUGUAAGGGGUAAUAUGUUUAGCACCAUUCCUCAUUCAUUAAGUGAGGGGUUUUGUAAAUGAAUUUUGGACUGCAGAUUUGUGCCUGUGGUCCUAAAACUUUUGCCAGUGAAGUGGUGUGAUUUGUGUUUGCACAGAUGCUUUUAGGGCCACAUGAAGGCCCAUGCUGGGAUUUUUAAGGCAACCUUUCAUCUUUCUCAAAAAUUAUUUUGGCUGCUAAAUUAAAAAUUAAGCCAGAGUGAUUUAGAUGUAAAUGGAUUUAUUCCCAUUGGUUGCAAUGGGCCCAAAUGUUAAAUCGGCAUUUCCUGCUUUGCUUGGGUUGCAGAUCAAAUCCUAGGUUAUGGUAUUUUUGUAGUUUUCCAUAAUUGCAUCAGUAGGGCAGGGCUCUAAUCCUAUUGAUAUAGAGAAAUAACAUUUUACAAAGAGAUGCGGAAGGAUAUGAGCAUAUGCAUGCAUAUAAAUAAGGCCUUCUGUGUCAAUAGCAUGUACUGCAAUCCUCCUAGAAACUGUAUGUUGGGAUUGACUCAAUCCCGACACUCUGUGGCAAUUCAGCAUUUUAAAAAACCAGCAAGAUAUUAAAAUUCCAGAAAUCUGGUCUUGAGCUCUUCAAGAAGUAAAGAUAAUUUGAUUUUUUUCUUAACACAAUUUCUUGUUUUCUGAGAGGGAUGACAGUUUUAUUAUAUGCACCCAUAAAUUCAAGGAAGACCUGGGAGAUUGCUAGUGUUGAGAAGCAAGGGCUGAACUUCUGUUAUUCAGAAAAUGCUCUAUAAGGAGAGCAGCUGCCAUACUUGUUUAAAUGCAUGUCCUGUUCACUUGUAAAGCAGGAUGGACGAGUAGGGUUCUAAUCUUAACAUGGAAAGGAGCAUUCUGAUGAGUGGGCUGGAACCCCUCCCCUCAUUCGCUUCCUGUGGUCUGUCACCGAACACCUUCCUCCCCGUCUGACAUUGGAAGUGAGCCAGGUUGGAAGGAAGGAACUGUAGAGCAGUGGGUUGUAGAGAGGUCAGGUGAGGUGGGGUUGAGCCACCCCCUCUGUUGCAUACCUUUUUCUGAGAAAGUUGGGAUUCCCAGGUUCCACUUCUCAUUAUAUGUGGCGUGUAAAGAAAUAGAAAUGGCUUCCACUGCCUAGUCUUGUUUGACCCAAAGAGGAAAACAUGAUAAAUCGACAUUAAUGGAUGAUCUCAUUUGAAAAUGUGUCUUUUAAAACAUUUGUUCCCUUUUCUACUUGAUCAUUCUAUUUUCAAACAGUGGAAUAGCUUUUUGCACGUAGUAAAAGCUUACAGAAGUUGUCUUUUUUUUUUUUACAGCAAGCAUACCUUUAAAAAUGCAUUGUAUUUCAAAAUUAAAUACAGGGUGUACCCAGGUCAGUUUUGGGUUCUUUGACAUAUGAUAGGGAAAGGUGGGUUACAUAUUUAGAGUAGAAUGCACUGUGGAUCAGUGCUUUAUUUGUACAUAAAAGGGAAAACAUUUUCUUUUGGAGCAGCUUGCAUUUUGAAAACAACAUUUCAGUGCACUGUGUAUCUGUCCUUUUUCAUUUUAAAGAUUAUAUUUUUGAGCAAUGGAAACUGUACCUGUUGUUGCUACAGUUACUGGAAAUUACUUAGAAAUAGAAAUGUUAUUCUGACUUUGUCAUUUGACGUUGGACUGUCAUGUUCUGCUUAAAUAUGUGUCGUGUAGCUCAUUUCCCCCAUAAUGACCUCAUAUAUGCAUUUAUUUAAACAGAUUGUAAUACCUAGUACAGUCUCUCUUCUCUCUUCCCUACCACUUUUGAUUGAAUUUUCUUCCUUGCAAGCAGUUAAAUAAUUGAUAUAACCAUGUACAUUUACAAAAUCAUUUGCUGGGAUUUGUUCAGAAUACUGAAAGGAACCAAGGUGCUAAACACUUCUGUUGACUUGUGUUGGUUCUUUUCAGUACGUCAAUUCACAUAUUGUCCUUCAAACUUAGUAAGUUUGUGCCUUUUUUAGGAUAUUUAUUUGGAAGGAACUUAUUGUUUGUAGGGUGACUUUUAAAAAAAAAUUCUUAUGUACUUCUUCUCAGAGCUGGGCAGUAUUGAAAACACUUGUGUUUGAAGUUUAGAUGUCAAACACAAUUUAAAUUGCAUUGUGUGUCUGAAAUAAUUAUAUAGAAAAUGUAUUAUUUUGUAUUGGAAUGGCUCCACCCUCCCCUCCAGAUGUAUUUGGUAUUUUUGUAUUUUGUCUACAACUAAUACCAUCUUGAUGAUGGGAGACCAGCUACCGAAUAUGUCUGAGACUGAGCAAGCAGAAAUCCCGGCAUGCUGUGCGCUCACAAAACUCACAGUACUGAGUCUUGUGAGCCAAGCUCCCUUUUGCAAAAAAGGAAAGGUUGCAGUUCAGCGUACGUACUUUCUCUUCGCUAACUUUGUACAUGGAAGGUGCUGUGGGUCCAGCAUGGCUGCCCUACGGAAACAAGUCCCUGCCAUAAUCAGCAUUCCCUAGGCCCAGAGAGCUGGUGAGAGAAAAAGGAGUCCAGAAGAUGAUCAGUUGAAUGCAAAACACUGAUUUAGAUAAGGCACAUACCCACAUUAGACAGAGAGCUUUUACCUUGCACCAAUUAGCAUUCAGUCUACAUAGCUGCGGGCGGGCGGGCGGGCAGGGAGACAGUAUUGAUGUGAAGUUUAAUCUAAUGGGGUCCUUCCACUCCACUGAAGUAUUUACUAAUAUUUACUCCUCCUCUGGAGGUUUUUUUAAGCAGAAGCUAGAUAGCCAUCUGUGAACCUUGGCAGAUCAUGAGAGGGAGGGCAGGAAGGGUUACACCAGUGCUUAGUUCUCAUGGACCCUUCUUACAUGCCCAGGGUAAGGCUGAUAGCCACCUUGGGGUCAGGUAGCAGUUUUCCCCAGGCCAGUUUGGCUAGAGAUCCUGACGGUGUUUUGCCAUCUUCUGGGCAUGGAGUAAGGAUUACUGGGGGUGUGUGUGUGGGGGGGGGAGGUAUUUGUGAUUUUCCUGCAUUGUGCAGGGGGUUGGACUAGAUGACCCUUGAGGUACUUUCCAACCUUGUGAUUCUAUGAUUCCCCACAGAUUCCAAAUCGGAAGGUUUCUAGCCAUAGCACCUUAAAACAUGUGCAAUGCAUAGAAGCUGCUCUUGGGGGACUGGCUGUGAGACUUGCAUCAUUUUGAGUUCACUUUUCAUCUAAGUGAAGCCUUUUUGCUACCUGCAUCUAAACUGUUAGCUGUCAUUGCAUGCUGCUACAGAGUCCCCACCCCCUGCUAAUAUAAACAAGAGCAAAACGUCUUCUGAUACAGACUUCCUCAUUAGCUGCACUAAAAUGUUGAGGCCAGUAUUAGCUGCCAAAAACAGAGCUGUUACUUUGCUUCAGUGAAAAACUGCCACAUUUUAGAACAUCAUCUGAAGGAUCGCUGGUAGCCAAUAAGUUGUUCAGCCAAUAAAACACAAAAGUUAUGCUCAGCUGACCUGCAGAAAAGUCCUCUUUACAUGCUGCUGUGAUUAGGCACCAAAAAAGUGAAAUUUUGGGUACUGUUGCUUUAAAUAACGAGAUUCAGUUUGUCAGGAUUGAUUCCGUAAAUUUCCCCAUAAUUGGUAUUUUUAAAUAAAGAAAUAAGGCGCACACAAAAUCCAUAUCCAACUAUGAAAAAAUACGACUGUGUUUACUCAUCGUCCAAGUGUUAAUAAGAGAGACAUUUUUCAAUGAAUGUAUUUAGUAUUUUGUUUUGGAAAUACAUUAUGGAUUUCUGUAGAUACUUUUUGUAUUUCGUUAUGUGAAAUGCUUCUCAGUUAAAAGUUUUUAUUUCAUAUUUGAAAUAGUUUAAUGGCUUAAUGGAGUUUUUUGUAUUCUUAUUUGAACUACUCAAAAAUAUGUUUUGCCCAGCUCUGCUUGUUCUCUUUUAGGAUAAUUUCUAUGUACUUUCCCUUCGAACAAGUUGCAGAAUGUGAACAUAAUUCAUCAGCCAUCAAAAAGGAUGUUUUCAGCCACUGUGCCGUGCCCUCCACCCCCCCCCCCCCAAUACUUACUUUUGCUGAAGCACAGGAUUUUCUGUGUUGACAUUUAAUGAUUCUGGCACUUGGUAGCUUGACAGUAUACAAAACAGAGCAGAGGUUGAGACUGUUGCUUAGAGUCCUCCAUUUUGUUAAUGAAACAAGUUUUGGAAAAUAAACUUUGGCACAAAGUG
Molecule: messenger RNA, 10338 nt
Organism: Eublepharis macularius
Lineage: Eukaryota; Metazoa; Chordata; Lepidosauria; Squamata; Eublepharidae
Product: phosphatidylinositol-binding clathrin assembly protein-like
Exons: 20
Coding region: 359-2326 (655 amino acids)
Biological process (GO): clathrin-dependent endocytosis; clathrin coat assembly; synaptic vesicle budding from presynaptic endocytic zone membrane
Cellular component (GO): clathrin-coated vesicle; clathrin-coated pit; synaptic vesicle
Molecular function (GO): SNARE binding; phosphatidylinositol-4,5-bisphosphate binding; clathrin heavy chain binding
Source: RefSeq, a predicted model, not a curated record